Neomonachus schauinslandi (Hawaiian monk seal) is the source of this 878-nucleotide messenger RNA. RefSeq names its product MAP6 domain containing 1 (gene MAP6D1). The record is from RefSeq and is a predicted model, not a curated record. Gene Ontology annotation, cellular component: Golgi-associated vesicle; cis-Golgi network; microtubule. The coding region runs from base 1 to 576 and encodes 191 amino acids. Lineage: Eukaryota; Metazoa; Chordata; Mammalia; Carnivora; Phocidae. Gene Ontology annotation, molecular function: calmodulin binding; microtubule binding. The transcript is spliced from 3 exons. Gene Ontology annotation, biological process: regulation of microtubule cytoskeleton organization; cytoskeleton-dependent intracellular transport; microtubule cytoskeleton organization.
AUGGCGUGGCCCUGCAUCAGCCGCCUCUGCUGCCUGGCGCGGCGCUGGAACCAGCUGGACCGCUCCGACGUGGCAGUGCCGCUGACCCUGCACAGCUACUCGGACCUCGAGAGUGACGAGCCGGGCCCAGGCGGCGCCGCUUCCCGCAGGGGCCCGUCCCCUGCGGGCGCCCGGGACCCCGUCCGGGACGUGCCGCUCACUCAGUACCAGCGGGACUUCGGCGUGUGGACGGCGCCCGCGGGGCCCAGAGAUGCUUCGCAGGGGCGCGGGUCGGGUGCGGGCGGCCGCAGGAACAAGCCCCCCGCGGCCCCUGGCCGGGGUGUCUACGUGCUCCCCAUCGGCGACGCGGACUCGGCUGCGGUAACCACGUCUUACAGACAGGAGUUCCAGGCCUGGACCGGAGUGAAGCCGCCGAGAUCCACAAAGGCAAGAGCCACCACAGUCCUCACAACCCACAGCUCCGGAUGGGACCGCAGCCCUGGGGGCAGCUUCCAGGCCCCUGAGGGGAGGAAGAAGUUCACCCCUAACCCAUCAGCCAUCUUUCAGGCUUCAGCUCCCCGGAUCCUCAAUGUGUGACCGGCCACAGCGGAGUCAGAACCCACUGCCACCAAGACGGGGCUGUCCUCAGCCACUCAGGGACUCGGGUGAGAUCCUGGGACUGGCCCUCUGCUGUCUGAGGGGAAGGGCCCGUCUUGCGUGGGCGCCACUCCUCCCCAGCUGCCCCCCGGGCUGUGGGCCUGGCGCAGAUGGACACUGGCACCACCCAGCUCGGCUUUGGGCCUGAACCAUCCUCUUGUUCCUUGACGACUGUACAGAAGGCUUCAGAUCUUUUUUUAAUUGCCUCUUUUGGCCACCCUUCAGUUUUUAAAUCUGAAGAA